Messenger RNA from Sclerotinia trifoliorum, 601 nucleotides. The record is from the annotation of a GenBank genome assembly. NCBI's taxonomy places the organism in Eukaryota, Fungi, Ascomycota, Leotiomycetes, Helotiales, Sclerotiniaceae.
UCCAGACGUAUUCUACGAAACGAUUCUUUAUUUGUUAAUAACUCUGUUCAAAAGAAGUCGUCGACAAAGCUGAGAUGCAUCCACUUUCAAGAUGUCGGACGGGCCGAGUGUUAAAUGCGAUUCAAAGAAAACCACCAAGUCGAAGUCAAAAACAAAGGAUUCAAAAGCUACAACUUCUAAAUUUGAAGCUACUACAAAUCAGAAAUAUCAGGACCAUCCUUGGCCUAACUUACGCAGGUGUGAAUUUGUCACAAAAGGUGGCAAACUACCAUCAACUGCCAUAGUCUUCGAUUCAACAUUCAAAAGCAAGUAUGGCAUUUUCUCAAACUCUUCCAUGCACGAGGUGACAAGUCUGGGUGGAACACGUACAAAAGUGCUGAACAGUAAGCUUAUUCCGUCCCUUGACCUCUUUAAGCGACAUUUUACUAAUGAAUUAAAAGUUUUUUUCAGUCUUACAAAGCGUUCUCGGGGGGUAACAAGCAUUGUCUUGAUGCCAUCAAGAAAUCAAAGACGGCAAAACAAGCGAGGGCGAUUGGUGACUAGAUCGAACCGUUCGAUGAAGAGCAAUGGGCACAAAUGGAUAUAGGCUGUGCAACGGGGC